Molecule: messenger RNA, 3481 nt
Organism: Capsaspora owczarzaki ATCC 30864
Lineage: Eukaryota; Filasterea; Ministeriida; Capsasporidae
Exons: 4
Coding region: 1-3234 (1077 amino acids)
Cellular component (GO): membrane; cytoplasm
Molecular function (GO): scavenger receptor activity
Source: RefSeq, a predicted model, not a curated record
AUGGGCAAGAAGGCAGCAGGCAUUGCGCUGAUUGUCGUUGGUGCGAUCUUCAUCGUGCUCGGCAUUGGUCUCGGCGUUGGUCUGCCCGACGUCGUGAACAACACAAUCACCUCGGGCGUCCAGGGUCCCGACAGCUCCAGCAUGUCGGACGUCAACGACCCCGAGUCGUCGUACUCCAAGUGGCUGCGCAACUGGGACCCCAUCGACGACAAGAAGCCCCACAAGCUCAACCACGUCUACAUCUACAACCUGACCAACCCCCAGGGGUACCUGUUCGAUGCCGAGCGUCCGAUGGACUGCGGGCAAACUGGUUUGUGUUGCCCGAGCUUUGGCACCGAUGACGAGUACGUGUCCUACCGCACGUACACCGAGUACGAGUACCAAGCUUCGAACGACGUGGACGUCAACAACGACAUGUUCUACUCGUGGUCGCUCGUCUACCUCGGCGGCCUGACCUCCGCGCUGACUGGGUCCCUGUACCCGACGCUGCUUGGCAUUUACGGCUCCAACCCCACGGUCUUUGGUCCUCACCUCACCGCGUGCGCUGGUCAAACCGCCGCGACCAUCAACGCCGCCACGCAAGCCUCCGUCGAGUGCCGCUUGAGCUUCCAAACCAACCCCGUUCUCAAGUCUGUUUUCGACGAGGUGUACGGGACGACUGGUGCAGACACUGGCCUCUUGACGGCCGUUUCGGGCUCGGUUUUGGGCGGUUUGGUCCAGACCAUGCUCACCGCGUCGACCUCCAACCCGGCCAUGACCAACGUCCAAGCUCUUGUGCAGGCUGGCAUUGCUGGCAACACCGACCCAUCUGGUUACGCCGCUUAUGGAGCUUCGGCCCUUUGCGCUGGUGCUGCGUUUGGGUAUGCCACAGCCACCCGCGGAAUCAGCUCAGACUCCCUAGACUUUUACAACCUGUUCAACACUCUCCUUGGUGCCUCAGCUCUCGCUGCUACCUCCAAUGUUUUCCCAACCAACGCGAAUCACCAGCUCGCGCUUGGCAUCAUCCUUGACAAUAGCAACGCCUACCCGGCCCUUUCCUGGGGCAGCGAUGCUCCUUCUGCGACAUUUGCCACCAACUGGCUUCUUGCAGCAGGCGCUGUCGCCAGUGGCAGUCCGACUGCAAUUGGUGCAAUUUAUGGCAGUGCUAACUUUGCUCCUCUUGCUGCCCUCAUGGACGUGACGACGUUCGCCGCUGUUGUCGGCGGUUAUUUCGGUCUAGCCGCUUUGCCAAAGGCCGAUCUGGCUGCCAUCUAUUCCCCCCUGUUCCUGCCCUACACGACGGAAGCCGCAGCGGCAGCCGGCUCUGCUUUUAGCACCUUCAAGGACUUUACCUCGCAACAGCUUCUGUUUGCGCAACUUGGCGGCGCUGCGCUGACACAGGGUGACUCGCUUCUCGAAAGCUCGCUGUUCCUUGCCACUGUGCAGCAACUCCAAGAUGGUGGAGCUGUCAUUCCGAUUCCCCAAACGUACAUCGACAACGACGAUGGCAAGUAUUGGAUUGAGCCGUUCCUGUACAACUUGAAUGUCUGGGCUCCUGCCAACUAUCUCGGCUUUGCGGCCCAGUACAACCUCCAGGCCGGCGGCAAUUACAAAUCUGGUGUCUACCUCUCGUUGGCCCAGACCGGUGCACUGAUCAACAUUCUUACCACUUACACCUCCUCUGCGUUUGGCCUGAUUGGCGCUGCGAGCUACCCACUCUCGAAGGCUGGGGAGCAGAUUGGCAAUCUCGUUACGGCUGGCCUCACGGCAGAUGCCGUUGGUUAUACUAACUCCGUGACUCCAGCGUGCGGCAUGGGGCCGCCCACCACCGCUGCAGCAGUGCAGUCUGCUAUUAUUACCAUUCUUGUGGCGGGCGAUUUUGGCAGCACGGCUUGCCGCGACGCGAUUAUCGGCACCGGAUCCGGAACUGCUUUGAUUGGGUUCAUGGCCGCCAUUAAAACUGCAUUGACCAACGCGAACAACCAGUGGACUGCUUGGGGUUUGAAUUUGUCAUCACUCGGCCCCACCACGACCGCCCCGGAUGCCAUGGCCUCUUCCACGUUCAGGAUUGCCUUCCACGCCUUGAUGCUUGUCGACUACUUCCAAAAGAACUUUUUCCUCAUCACUGGCGAGUUCCUGACUGGCGAUCAGCGCAAUGACGGUCUGAUUAUUCACCGCUCCGCCCUUGAGAUCAUGAGCGGUGCGCACUACGCGAUCGCCCCUGGCGGCACUGCCGCGGGCUUCCUGUGGAACUCGUUCCGCACUCCGUACUCGCCCACUGCUGACCUGAACAAGUACUCGCGUGGCAUUGCAGACAUCAACACUGUCAACACGUAUGUUGAGUACGAGGGCGCCACUCAACUGGCCGCAAACUACUUCCCUCGCAUGACGGCCGAGAAGCCCGAGCUGCGCAACAUUCGCGGUUUUGACUACACCCAAUUUGUGCCCGCCGAGAAGACUGUCAUCAUGGUGGAUGUCGACAAGCCCCGUUACAACCAUUAUGAUGUUUUCCUGGAACCCGCUUCGCGCACCUUCCGUCUGUUCUACCAGAACAAGGAUGACGACAUUUUGGGUGUCAAGUGCAACCGUUUCGCCGUCUCCACCGACGAACUCACUCUUGAAACUGGCAACUUUGGCAACAACAAGUACUAUGGCAGCUCGUUCGACGGCGCCCAGUACGGCGGCAACACCAACCCCUUCCACAGCUUUGUGUCGCGCCCGUACUACCUGUAUGGCAACGACAUCUACGAUCUCUACCCCGAUUUUGAGACUGAGGCCAGCCCUUCCAAGCAUGAGACCACAAUCUGCAUCGAGCCUCUGACUGGCGCUACCGUCGACGGCUCGCUGAACUUUAUGGGCAGCCUGGGUCUGGACAAGACUGGUUUCACUGCGUCUUCCCGGUUUGCCUUUGGCUACGACCUGAAUUCCACAUACCUGAUUGACCAGUCCCAGAUGUACGACGACACCAACCCCGUUCUCCAGCCCCCGCUGCCCCUCUACUGGUACACCCAGACUGCCACCCUGAACGAGGCUACUGCCGACGCCCUCAAGUCCUCUCUGUACGGUGCUACCAAGGGUGCCUAUGCCGCUCUGAUUGUGGGCAUUGUUCUCGGCUCCAUCCUGGUCAUUGUUGGCAUUGUGCUCCUCGUUCUGCACAAGAAGGAGGGCGGUCUUGGCAAGACCGAGUCGACUGCCGAGAUGCUCAAGUCGCCUGCCUUUGCCCCUGAGGUCAACAACCCCACUUACGAGAGAUAAUUUUUUUUGUUGUUGUCGCUUGUUUUUUUUUUUCUCGUUGUUGUUCGUUUUGAGUGUGGUUGUCUGUGUAGCCUGCUUUUUCUCGCUUUUUUGUGUGCUACAAUCAACGAUGCGACCACCCACACAACCGGAUCCUGAUGGGUUUGUGUGUCUUUUUUUCUUUUGUAUGAUUUGUGAUUUGUGUGCGAUUCGUGUGCGUUUGCUGUUUUGCACUUUUGCCCCUCCCCAAUGUACAUGUUCUCUUUUG